This is a messenger RNA of Cladocopium goreaui, 855 nucleotides long. NCBI's taxonomy places the organism in Eukaryota, Dinophyceae, Suessiales, Symbiodiniaceae. The record is from the annotation of a GenBank genome assembly.
AUGCGUCCAUGGGUCUGCCAUCUCACACUUGCAACACGGCGAUGUGCAGGCAGCUCGGGCAAGGGCAAAUGGGUGCCGCUCGGCUCUCCACUGCUGGCCGACCGUCUCGGAGCCAAGGCUGUCGAAGAUGCUGCGUCACCAGAGGUGCCCGGUGGACGGAAGCCUUCCAAGGUAGUGCCGUCCGAAGGACCGGCGGAUGCUGCCACCAUGUCCACCAAAGAACGUCGCCUGGUGGCAACGGCUUUGAAACCUGUGGCAGUGCUGCCACAGACUUCGCUUCCCGUGCUUCCCUUAAAGCUUCCCGCCACAGGCCAGAUCAAACAAGGCUUGCCCAGCUCCGUCAUGGAGGCCUUGAAGCCAUGGCAUGGACGCAAUGUGGAGCAGUCCGCGGCUGCGGCAGAGGACCUGAGCCCUGCAGGCAGCGGGCUUGCAGCAGGCCCCAAAACUCAGCCUGGUCGGCGUUUGCGGCCCAAGGCCAGCGGAGCCUCGGCCGUGCCGGUGCCGUUGAGGACGCGACAAAUCAUCUGCGGAGUGCUCUUCGAGGACUUUGUCGCAGAAAGCCGGCAGGAGGGUUUUCAGCUCCGCGCAAAUGCGCGGGAGAAAGCGGUGAACUUCAGCCAGCGAGGGGAGAUCGUCUCCUUGGUGCGACUCUUCCGGCGUCUGGAGUUGAAGCGCGCCGCCGCUGGCACUGGCGAAGGUGCACCGCAGUUUCGCGUCAUGCUGAAGCCAGGAGGAGAACAGGCGAUUCUGGGUCUUUUCCUGGACGACGAGUUGUCCUGGGAGAGGGCACGUCAGAAUCUUCGGCAUCAGGAGGUGCCUUCGGAGCCAGGCGGCGAAGGCGAUUCGAAAGCGUGA